Drosophila melanogaster (fruit fly) is the source of this 1761-nucleotide messenger RNA. It is a transcript of the gene sni, whose product is annotated as sniffer. The transcript has 3 exons. Lineage: Eukaryota; Metazoa; Arthropoda; Insecta; Diptera; Drosophilidae. The coding region runs from base 941 to 1684 and encodes 247 amino acids. The record is from RefSeq and is marked reviewed. Gene Ontology annotation, molecular function: carbonyl reductase (NADPH) activity.
CGCCCUGUCGCAAUGUGGAUGCUGGAAGGGUGGUGGUGCGCCGGCACCGGAUCCGGCUGGAGCAUUCCCACCGGUAGCUCCAGUACUGUCGCGUGAUCCUCGCUGUCCCGUCAAGUUCAUAGUUCGCUGAAACGUGUGAUGGGCACAGCUGAGACUACUGGAAAUCCAAUGGGGAACCUUUGUUGUCAGUGAGCCUCUGUUUUGUAUAAUGCCAGCCGAAGGAGACGUUAAAAUCGUCGAGCACUGCCGCACGAACGUAACGGAGAAUCUCGAAUUGCACAAGUUCAUCUUGUUGGCCUUUCCCCUUCUUCAACGUUUGGCGUUUCACUCUACCAGCUGGAGGCGAAACGAAACUAUUCGCGAAAAGGGUGCAGAAAAAUGACGGCGGAACACACAACACAAACACGUUCGCUGGUUCGGCCGGGAAUGCUGCGAAAGCGGUGGGCAGGCAGAGGCGCCGAUAAACGGCUACGUAACAGAAGCAGCGAGAAAGAGAGAGGGCGCAAGAGCGCGUACCGCAAAAACGAGAAUGUUUGGGAUAAAAUGGAUUUGCCAUAAAGGAGCAUCCAUUGGAUUGCGAAAUUCCAUUUGGGAUUUGAACAUCACAACAGUUGUUCUGCCCUUUGCCAAUUGGAAAUGUGCGAAACGCACGUUUGGCAAUGCGCAAGUGUAUCGAUAACUCGCGGAUGGUUGGUAACACUGCUGCUGUCCGAACGAAACAGCCGGCCGUCAAAAUUUUUCCUAACAUUUCACUAUUUUCACGCUUGUGUUACGGCAAUAAAGUCGAUUGAUAAGCACGGAAAGAUCUGGCUGCGGGUCUGGUGAAAUCCACAGAACACACGGAACCCGUAUAGUAGUGCCGCCCUUUAUUGGUUUUAUCUCAAGUACGACGCGAUAAGAUUUCGAGCAACUCGAUCGCGGAUCUUCGGAAAAAAAAAACAUGAACUCCAUCCUGAUAACCGGCUGCAAUCGAGGAUUGGGUCUGGGCCUGGUCAAGGCGCUGCUCAAUCUUCCCCAGCCGCCGCAGCAUCUAUUUACCACCUGCCGGAAUCGCGAGCAGGCAAAGGAGCUGGAGGAUCUAGCCAAGAACCACUCGAACAUACACAUACUUGAGAUUGAUUUGAGAAAUUUCGAUGCCUAUGACAAGCUAGUCGCCGACAUCGAGGGCGUGACCAAGGACCAAGGCCUCAAUGUGCUCUUCAACAAUGCCGGCAUAGCGCCCAAAUCGGCCAGGAUAACGGCCGUUCGAUCGCAGGAGCUGCUCGACACCUUGCAGACCAACACGGUUGUGCCCAUCAUGCUGGCCAAGGCGUGUCUGCCGCUCCUUAAGAAGGCAGCCAAAGCGAACGAAUCCCAGCCGAUGGGCGUGGGCCGUGCCGCCAUUAUUAACAUGUCCUCGAUCCUUGGCUCCAUCCAGGGCAACACGGACGGCGGAAUGUACGCCUAUCGCACCUCUAAGUCGGCCUUGAAUGCGGCCACCAAGUCGUUGAGCGUGGAUCUGUAUCCGCAACGCAUCAUGUGCGUCAGUCUGCAUCCUGGCUGGGUGAAAACCGACAUGGGUGGCUCCAGUGCCCCCUUGGACGUGCCCACCAGCACGGGACAAAUUGUGCAGACCAUCAGCAAGCUGGGCGAGAAACAGAACGGCGGUUUUGUCAACUACGACGGCACUCCGCUGGCCUGGUAAACGAUGACAGCGGUUAGUUUACCUGCAUUUUGUUUCUGUCUGUUAAUUGUUGUUGAAUAAACUGGACUCCUAAAGUC